GUCAAAAGCUGACAUUCUCAAACAUACAAAUCACCAUUUGCGAGAUACAAACAAAUUAAGUCAUUAUUUUGCACUGAACAAGCUAAGGAGAAGUAUAAAGUUUUCGCUCGAUCCGGAAAUUUUCAUAAUGACCAUUCAUGGAGCAUUGGUAGGAUUAUUUGCUUUGUGCAUCAGUUGGCAUUGUGUGGUAGGUUUUGAUCGUGUUUUUAGCACUUGGACUAAAUUUUGGUGGUGGAACGUGGGCUCAAAAUGGCCAGCAAGCGUAAAAGACGUUUUGCAGAGCACUUAUGGCACAUGUUCGACAAAAAACUACUGCUUUCAGCGGUUACCAUCAUGGACACAGGAGAGCAAAACUGAAUUAUUGGCAGUAGACUCGAUGGGUACCAUAUAUUUAUGGAAAUUUAAUCCCGCUAAUCCUACGGCACAUGCGUGUUGGCUUGCUCUUCACGAUCACAAGGAAACUGCUUCAAAAAAGAUCUUGAACUUAAAAACUUGGAAUCCAAUCGUCAUUGAAGGACGCGCACCAAAAGCCAACCAAGAUUCGUUCAUGUAUCGAGAACAAAAUGGAUUGAAAUCACUUCUUCUUGAUGACGACAACUGUGACUGUUUAUCUUCGUUGAGUCUAGGACAUGGCAUGUGUGGUUCAGGACAUAACAGUAAAUUUGGAAAAGAGAUUGGAGUCGAUGCCCUUUACGAUCCCGGAUGUAACGGACCUCGACCAACUAUUGGAUUGUCUUUGUACUUCCGCCAAGAAAAAAAGAUAUUUCUGUCCGACUUUGGAGGGGAUUGGGAAGCAUUUUGGUGGUGGACACCUGGAGCUCCAUGGCCUGUGCACGUGAAAGACGUGCUGCAGGAUUGUUACGGCACGUGUUCCAAAUAUGAUCAUUAUUGCUUUCAGAGGCUACCAAGUUGGACUCAAGAAAAUCAAACAGAACUUCUCGCAAUUGAUUCACGAGGGACUGUCUAUCAAUGGAGUUUUGAUUCUUCUAAUCCAACAGCGCAUGCAGCUUGGCUUGCCUUUCAUGAUCAUACAAGCGGCGAGAUAAAGAAUUCCAAAUCAUGGAACCCCAAGACGUUGGUUGGUCAGCCUCCAAAAUUGAACCAAGAUUCUUUUUUAUAUCGCGAUGCAAAAGGAUACAAAACAGUGUUGUUAGAUGACGAUAAUGGUGACCAUUACAACACCCUGAGCAUGGGACAUGCUUUAUAUAAGCAAGGAUUGGGAGUAGACUAUCUCAACGACACUACACAUUAUCCCUCAAUUUCAAAGGGGUUGACGUUGUAUUUCAGGUCACGUGGACAAAGAAAUGCCACCAAAUAUGGUAAAUCUUGGAAAGGCUUUUGGUGGUUUACAUCUGGUGCCACAUGGCCUAAAAGUGCUUCCACUGAUGUUCUUGCACAUCCUUAUGGAACCUGUAGCAAUAGUGAAGCGUUCUGUUUUCAACGUUUGCCAGCCUGGGCCUAUGAAGACAAAACUGAACUUUUAGCAAUGGACAAUGCUGAUAAUGUAUACCUGUGGCAUUUUAACUCAACAAAUCCCACCUCUCAUGCAGCCUGGAGAGCAUUUCAUGAUCAUACAGAGACUGGUGUAGGGGUUGUCAAAAACUCUCAUCCUUGGAACCCUAAAAUUUUAAAGGGAAAGUCAAACAAUAUAAACCAAGAUUCAUUUAUGUAUCGUCUUCAAGAAAAGACAAAGUCAAUUCUUCUUGAUGACGAUAAUUGUGACUGUUUAUCUACCUUGAAUAUUGGUACAUCAAUGUGCGGUGGUAACUCUGGCAUUCCAAAGGGUCUUGGUGUCGAUAAGCUGUAUGAUCCUACUUGUGGCGUGCCUCAAACUUCAAAUGGACUCAGUUUGUACUAUCGCACAGAAAUGUCUUUCGUAGACUUCGGUAUGGAGUGGACACCAUUCUGGUGGUGGACUAAAGAUAUUUCCUGGAAUAAAACAGAGAAAGAUGUACUUGCUUAUGAAUAUGGACAUUGUAAGAAAGAAGAUAGUUAUUGUUUUCAGCGUCUACCAAAGUGGACCAUGGAGGAUUUUACGCAUCUGUUGGCAGUCGAUUCCGCUGGCACAAAAUAUUUGUGGAAGUUCGAGGCUAAAAAUCCUACAUCCCAUGCUGCCUGGCUCGCAUUUCAUGAUCACAAAGUAACCAUGGUGGGCAAAAUUAAGAACAACAAAGCUUGGAAUCCUCAAGUUAUGAACGGUUUAAAACCGAAAAAGGACCAAGAUUCAUUUAUGUAUCGUGAGCAACAGGGAGUGAAGUCGUUACUACUUGACGACGAUAACUGCGACUGUCUGUCUUCCCUUAGUUUGGGUCACGGAAUGUGUCAUUCUGGCUUUAGUACAUCAUUCGGUCCAAUAAACAGAUUUGGUGUGGAAGAGCUCUAUGAUGAAAAUUGUAAUACUCCACGUCCAACUGUAGGCCUUGUUUUGUAUUUUGCUGCCUCACGUCCCAUGAGCCUUUGUAUGUAUGGUGGUGAUUGGUUGGCUUUCUGGUGGUGGUCUGCAAACGCCAAGUGGCCUUCAAACGAAAACGACGUGCUUGGGUAUGCAUAUGGAACGUGUAGUCCUCGUGAUCAUUAUUGUUUUGGCAGGUUACCACAGUGGGCUCAGGAAGACCUUACCGAAUUGCUAGGUGUAGAUUCUGCAGGCAAUGUUUACAAAUGGAAGUUUGAUUCCAAAAAUCCUACAGCUCACGCUGUUUGGCAAGCAUUUCAUGACCAUCAACAAACGCCGGCGGGAAAAAUAUUGAAUAAUAAAUCUUGGAAUCCGAAAGUGCUGUCUGGGAAAAAACCAAAGGUCGAUCAAGAUUCGUUUAUGUAUCGUAAACAAAAUGGAAUGAAGUCUAUUCUACUGGAUGAUGAUAACUGCGACUGUUACACUACUCUAAAUAUUGGACACGGCAUGUGUAAGUCAUCUCAUGACACCACAUAUGGGCCUCAAAAUCAAUAUGGCGUCGACACAUUAUUUGAUAACUUAUGUCAAGUUCCUCAACCCGAUAACGGUCUCACUCUUUACUUCCGCACAACCUGAAUGUGACACUUGAGUUUUUUACUUUCUUUGUUUUAUAGCGGUUUAGUUAUUUUUGCUUGUUUACUUAUUUUUUGCUGAUAAGAAAUUUUUCAUAGAAAGCUAUCGACUUUGUUACAUGUAUGCAUAAAUUACAAAAUCUUGUUUUGUUCAGUUUUGUUAGCUUAUCACUCCUAUAAAGCUGACAAAUAAUGUAACUAACAAGUACAAAAUAUGGUUUGAAUACUGAUAAUUACAUUACUUUUGUAUUAGAAUUAUUAUAUAAGUUUUCUCUUAUAUGAGACAAAUUAA
Molecule: messenger RNA, 3316 nt
Organism: Xenia sp. Carnegie-2017
Lineage: Eukaryota; Metazoa; Cnidaria; Anthozoa; Malacalcyonacea; Xeniidae
Exons: 8
Coding region: 128-3028 (966 amino acids)
Source: RefSeq, a predicted model, not a curated record